UGCAGGGUGUACUGUGGAGCUUUACAAGACUCACUCCUCAGCAAAGAAGGAUACAAAGAAUUCUUUACUUUUUAAAAAAGGUGCAAAGUUGUCUGUGCAGAUUUGAAGAGUUGGCUGGAGGUGAUGGGCAGUGCCGGUCGUCGAUUGACCAUGCUACAUCAAAACCGAACUGUGUUUGAGGAUGCAAUACUGACUAACCUGGAGAAAUCCAGCCAUCCCAAGGGCCUUGAGUGGACAGUGGUGGAACCAUCCAAUAACCCCACAACCCCUGAUCGGACACUGCCCGUCUACUUGUCCUACUUUGACAUGUUGCUAACUGAAGACUGUGCGUGGCUAUCUAAGGGGUUGGUGGAGCAUCCGGAAAUGGACCACAGCUUGAAGACAGAGCAACACAAAGAGCCAGAACAAUGUCCCAUAGUGGACAGUCAGGAGCUUUGUGUGACCACAGAGCUGGACUAUCAGAACAGUGUCCACAUAGAAGAACGAUCCCUAGAACAGGUUCAGACAAUGGUGGUUGGGGAAGUUCUCAAGGAGAUAGAAACAGCCUGUAAGCUACUAAACAUUUCAUCAGACCCAAUGGAGUGGAGUGUAGGAAAUGUCCAGAAAUGGAUUUUAUGGACUGAGCAUCAGUACCGACUGCCACAGAUUGGAAAAUCCUUCCAAGAUCUCAGUGGGAAGGAACUUUGCUCCAUGUCGGAAGAGGAGUUCAGGCAGAGGUCUCCGAUGUGCGGUGAUAUUUUAUAUGCACACCUAGACAUCUGGAAAUCCGCUGCUUGGAUGAAAGAGAAGUCAUCUCCUGGAGAUAACAGAUAUAAUGGUAACAUGCUCCUCACAGCUGCUGAACAUUCCAUCUGCCGUGAUGAGAGAUGGAUGGAUAUAGAGGCUGAUUCCUCCUGCUCAGGGCAACCUAUUCACCUGUGGCAAUUUCUGAAAGAACUCUUGCUGAAACCCCACAACUAUGGUCGAUUUAUCCGCUGGCUGAACAAAGAGAAAGGUAUAUUUAAGAUAGAAGACUCUGCACAAGUUGCAAGAUUAUGGGGAAUUCGGAAGAACCGACCUGCAAUGAACUAUGACAAGCUAAGCCGUUCUAUCCGGCAAUAUUACAAGAAAGGGAUCAUCCGGAAGCCUGAUGUUUCACAGCGUUUGGUUUAUCAGUUUGUACACCCUGUAUGAGGGAAGGAACGGACAUGUCAGAGCCCUAUGUGGUUCUCACAUUCUACACUGGGUGACUUCAAGUGUACGUCAGAACAUUGAAAGCCCAAAGCCUGCCUGAUGUUUCAGGAUGUGACUGCCUGCUCUGCCUAGAUUUGUAUUUGUAUUUGUAUUUGCGUCUAACAAACUCUUUUUCAGGUUGGUCUUCACUUUGUUUCAUUAAUAGAAACAUAUUUUUUGUACUCACCAAAUUGGGCUCAAUGUAUUGAAACUAAAUGGCCCACCAAAAUCUAAAAUCACAUGAUCACAACCAAACCUUACUUUUCUCUGCUUUUAAUGAUUGGAUAUUGUAACUCAAUUAACAUUUCAGUAGUCCAAGUAGUGUUUUAAUAGUCUGGUCAUCACCAAGACCUCAUAUUUUGUUUAUAGUUUACUUCUGUCUUUUCUAAUAUAGCAUUUUUUUUUAGCAGAGUUCAAUCAUGAAGGUCUUGUUCCAUUUUAUUGGACAACCUUUGGAGUGAGCACUUGGGAUCCAGUAGAUAGUGUUUGACGUGUGCACUGGAGGAAGCAAAUGGAUAGAUUUCUAUCCUCACUGGAGUCUUUAAAAAUGUACUGCCAACAAAAAUAUUUUAUUACCACAGGCAUAGUGGCCUGCUGAAUUAAAAUUUCUAUGAUUCUGUGAAAUGAAAAUAGUUCAUUAUAUUUAUGUACUGUAUAUUAUUUUCUCUUCCUCCCUCUCUCUCUCUAUAGAUGAGAGAACAGCAGCAAUGAAUGUUGUAAAUUUGUUGUAGUUGGAAUUAAACCCAAAGUUUAAACCACCAACAUAUUUUACUUGGGUAUGUAUGUUUGAAGUAUGCUUAUCUAACUAGAAUCUGAGUGACAGCAGUGGGGAUGUUCUACAUAUCUUCUAAAUUUGAGGAGAAAAUAGUAACCUUUUCUGUACGAAGAGUUUGAUUCUAAUUUUUGAAUGGCACAUACCUUUCCUGUCACCUAGCAGGACAUAGAGUUUUAACAGGCGUACAGCUUGUUCCCAUUCCACUUCAAUAAACUCAGUUCCAUUUUACCACAUGUGCUCAUCUAGUUCCCAUCUCAUCUGCUCAAAUUCAUACUAUUGUUGCAUAAGGAAAUUUCUAGUGAGAUCCCCUAAUCAUCAGAGGAACUUUAUAUCCAUUAUAACAUCUACUUUUGGACCAGCCGCACAUGUGGAAGCAGAUUUGUAUUAUACUGGUUUUUCACCUGAUCCCUGUGGAAUACAUUAAUUACUAAAUUCCCUUGUUUGUGCAAGGCUUGAUGAUAACUUGUAUUUUUACAAAAUAAGUACAACAUAAAUCUGAUAUAAUGGGAUUUGCAAAUAAUGUUUGUUGUACCCUCCCAAAUCUUCACUCAAACUUCCAUCUCCAUAGAUUAUUGCCAGGACUGUGAAAAGGUGCUGAUAUAGUUAAAACAUCUCAUUUCAUGUUUCUACCUAAUAACCCAAAACCCAGGGAAGUAGUGCAUUUGAAUGCUUCCACUACUUACAGUUGGAGAUUAAACCAUUAGAGUAUGUUACAACCUCAGCUCACAGGCGGUCACACAAAGAAAUCUGGCCACAACAUGAAUUACAAACAAAAGAUAUUUAUUAAAUUAUAAAGUUAAGGUAAAUGGAAGAAGGGUGAUGUGUGGUGUGGUAGUUCUGGCGGCAGAAUGGGAAAGAGAGAGUGGGUGUGGGAGUAGGAACAGCCUUGUUUUUCAGCUGUCCCCAGCGGGUGCCAGCUAUGGCAGGGAACUACAACACAGGUUAACGAAGAAAGACAGGCCAGGAAAUGUACAGGAUAUAACAAUUAUCACCAAAUAUUUGUUGAAUUUUAGCCUGAAGUUCAGUUAUCAGUUGAAAUCUUUCAUCUGUUCACUUUCCUCUUCACUUUAAAAUAAAGACAAGAUUACCUUUGGCUGUAUCAGUCAAUUAAAUAGAGCCUUAACAUAUUUCAAGCAAGGCACACAUUAACCUUUGAAUCUAACGGUACUUAAAUGGCUGAAAAUGUUUGAUUUUAGCUUGUUUCCAUCCCUUUGGAUGGGUCAAGAGUGCUAAUUCUUGCUAAUAAACCACCCUGAGUUAAUAGAGAAUAUGAAAGUGCCAUACUGCCUAUAAUGGAUAUUAAAUUGUUACACUCCACUAAUAUCAAUUCAUUGGUCAUGGAAGUUAGUUUUCUAUCAAUGGGAUCUAACAGCAGAACCCCUAUUAUGAUUCCAGAGACAACUUGUUUUACACAUGCAAUGAGAAGAGUUUCUGUUCACACUGCUUAAAUACUGCAACAGUGUGGGUUAAUUCUUGUUAACGAGAUGUUCACUAUCCUUGUUCUUGCCCUUUUCUACAUUUUGUAUAUACAUUAACACAGCUAACUACACACUGCUUGUACUUAGAGGAUAGUAAUCAAAUAAAAUAUUUGUACUAUGGUAAAUUCAGCCUAUGGGAUCAGGGAAAUAAGAUCAUAUUUCAGUGUUCAAAAAUUGAAAUGAUUGUAGAAAUUGGCACGGAAGUUUUGAAGUGUUUGCACAAUUAACCCAUGGUUAAAAAUAGAAUGGAAUUUUAGGAGCCUUAGAAUUACAUACUGCCACCAAGAGGAAAGACUAUCUAUAAAAAAUAACCCAACUCUUUUCAUCCUAUCAAGAAUCAAAGAAUAACUUCCCACUCCUUCAAUCCAACUGCAAAUACUCCUUUCAUCUGUGAAUUUGUGACCUUGGAUGACGAUGUGUUAUAUCUUUAAGGAGAACAUGGAUCAAAAUGCCCAAAGUUGUUUUUCAAUUAUUGCUUAAAAAAAACAUUGACUACUAACUGCUUAUAGUGAAUUGUCCCUAAUUUUGAAAGGAGAACCAUUGACUAGAAAUAUUUGAAUACUUUCAAUUUGCUUCAUAGAAUGAGUGUGGAGUGCUGUUGAUAAAUUGCCGCCUCUGUUUACUAUACUUUGUGUUUGUUUACAUGUCAAAGAUGGCCCAUGACACUGUUUCAACUGGAUUGGUGACUGAAGUAAUAUGGUUUUCACAUUUGUAAAGGAAAACAUUUCUGAAAAAGGCCUUAAAGCAAAUCUUUACUCUUAUUGGAAUUGCUCAGGGUGUGUGAGCACCAGAAGGGUGCUGGUAAUACUAUUUGAGUAGAGUUAUCUCCAGACUUCAAUACUUGUGACACGGGAAAGAGAUUUGCUGGAAUUGAUGCUGCAUACUAAACUCUGAGCUCAAAUCAUUAAUGACACACCAGAUUUAGUCACAAAAUAAUUUUUUUUUCCCUCUCCCCAACCAUGGUCCAAAAGGGACUGUUAAAAAUUAGCUUUGUUUUUCACAUGUACAGUACCUCGAAACAUGAAAUGAAAUAUGUCAUUUGUAAGGAUUGUGCUGCGCGACCUGGAAGUGUCAGCAUGCAUCCAGGGCCUACAUCACACCCGACUCACUGACCCUAACCUAGAAGGUAGGUGGGAGGAAACUGGAGUACCCAGAGGAAACCCUGGGAGAACGUACAAACUCCUUACAGACAGUGGCAGGAAUUGAACCCUGAUCUUACAGCUGGUGCUGUAAAGCACUGCACGAACCAUUACACUGGGAGGGAAAAGUUAUCACAUUCAUGUUCUGUGCAUCUCAAUGUAUUGAAGGAACUUUAGUAGAUUUAUAAAUCUAUGGAUUACUUAAUAAUGGAUACUAGUUUACUAGGAAAUAAUUAAUUCCCUUGUUCUGAAGGAUAAAACUGAAAUAUCUUAUAUUUAUUAGAGUGUGAAGGGAUUAAUAAAUUACCUUUCAUGCCAAGAGAGGACAGUUUUUAUUGUAGAAAAAGAGAUAAUGCUUUGGCGUGACUGACAUUUUUAUAGAAUUUCAUUUAGCUUCACCUAUUCUCCAGUUGCAACGUUACUGUAAACCCAGAACCAUUUCAGAAAGCUGUGUCAAAAGUUAGGCGAGGGCUGCAGAAGAACGCUUUUAUUUUAUGUACAUUUAAAACAAUAAAACACACAGUUCCUUUUCUCCUCUCAGACAGAAGAGGGAGAUGAUGAGUCUUACCAAGUUACUAUAAUGAUUCCUAGCCUUCUAACAAGACUGACAGAUAAAGACUAUCAGCCUUCAUGAAGCACACCCUCUUGUGACUGAGCAACAGUCUACAGUCACUCAGUGUGUAGUUGCAGGCAAACUUUUGGAACUGUUGGGCAUUUUCAACAGUUCAACACACAAAAACCUGACAAAGAUUCCACAUAAGAAAACUAAAUGUACAUUGAAGUUAACUCGCUGCACGAUAGAUGUUGUGAAUGGGAAACUAGGACCUGGGUCUAAGUCAUUAAAUGGGAAACUGUAAAUUUUUGAAUAAACUGGAGUCUGAUGAAUUUUAGAUUUUUAACACUUGCUUUCAAUAUGUCAGCAUUUUUUGUUUGAUACUAGAUUUGUAAAAAUGAAAUUGCAAAACUGUGAAUACAAUUAUU
Molecule: messenger RNA, 5585 nt
Organism: Mobula hypostoma (lesser devil ray)
Lineage: Eukaryota; Metazoa; Chordata; Chondrichthyes; Myliobatiformes; Myliobatidae
Product: SAM pointed domain-containing Ets transcription factor
Exons: 6
Coding region: 124-1173 (349 amino acids)
Biological process (GO): cell differentiation; regulation of transcription by RNA polymerase II
Cellular component (GO): nucleus
Molecular function (GO): DNA-binding transcription factor activity, RNA polymerase II-specific; sequence-specific DNA binding
Source: RefSeq, a predicted model, not a curated record